Messenger RNA from Plasmodium relictum, 618 nucleotides. Its product is annotated as Plasmodium exported protein (PHIST), unknown function. Lineage: Eukaryota; Apicomplexa; Aconoidasida; Haemosporida; Plasmodiidae. Bases 1 to 618 code for a protein of 205 amino acids. The record is from RefSeq and is a predicted model, not a curated record. The transcript has 2 exons.
AUGGAAAGUUGUUCUACAUGUUUACUUGGAAAAAAAGGCUAUAUUUUUAAAAGAGGGAGUUACCAAAAUUAUAUUCUUUCCAAGCCUUUUACUAUAUAUUUCCUCUCAUUGUUUAUUUUCUUUCUUCAAGAUAAAUUGAAACCCCAAAAUAAUAUAACUUCGGAAUUCCAAUUAAAGUGUAACAUUUCAAGAAGAUUAGCUGAAUCAGAAGGAAAUAUAAAUGAUCAAAAUUUGGGUGAAACUAUAAGCCAUUUAGAACUUAUGUCAAUUUGGAAUAAUGAUGAAGUAUUUGAAGAACGUAAAUUAAAUGACACACUUAUGAAUUUACUUGAGCAUCUGCAUAAAGAAGCACCAACCUAUAAUAUAGAUGAACAUGGGAAAAAUGAAUUAUGGUCAAGUAUUUUAAGGGAUGUUAAUAAAUGCGUUGCUAUUCUCAAGCAUAACAUUAGUACGAGAUUAAACGAUUUGGUUAUAAGUGGAUCAUGCACACGUGAAGAAAGUAAAAAGUUUUUAGAUUUUGCAGCUCAUUUAUGGGGUAAUUUAAGAUAUACGACAGAAAGAGAAUUUUGGAAUAGACUUAAUCGUUCACGUCGCAGUAAUUCUGGUUUAUUUUCCUGA